Messenger RNA from Xyrauchen texanus (razorback sucker), 1578 nucleotides. Its product is annotated as potassium voltage-gated channel subfamily G member 4-like. Gene Ontology annotation, molecular function: delayed rectifier potassium channel activity. NCBI's taxonomy places the organism in Eukaryota, Metazoa, Chordata, Actinopteri, Cypriniformes, Catostomidae. The transcript has 2 exons. Gene Ontology annotation, cellular component: membrane; voltage-gated potassium channel complex. The coding region runs from base 1 to 1575 and encodes 524 amino acids. The record is from RefSeq and is a predicted model, not a curated record. Gene Ontology annotation, biological process: potassium ion transmembrane transport; protein homooligomerization.
AUGCCCAUCAUCAGCAAUGCCAACCAUGACUUCAGCAAUCUCUCAGUCAGCUCAGAUGACAGCAGUCUCAACCAGUUUUUCACUGAGAUCCCAGAGACUGAAACCAUCAAAAGUGUUUACUUUCAACGGGCCCAGCGACUGCGGGACUCCUCGGUCCCAAGAGACGUAGACUACAAUGAACUCGCCCUCAUCAACGUUGGAGGGGAUCGCUACACAUUUCCCUGGAGCACUCUGGAACAGUUCCCCCUCUCCCGUUUGGGACAACUACGCAACUGCAGCAGCCCGGACGACAUCGCCCGGCUCUGCGAUGACUACGAUGAGGCCCGGCGAGAGUUCUUCUUUGACCGCAGCUCGGUGGCCUUCCGAAUCAUCUCAAACUUCCUGGCUGCCGGUAAACUGAGGCUGCUACGGGAGGUGUGUGCUGUGUCGCUGUCAGACGAGCUCAAUUAUUGGGGCAUCGACCCCGCUCACAUGGAGCGCUGCUGCAUGCGCAGGUUGUUGACUUGUGUUGAGGAGGUGGCAGAGAAGAAAAGGAAGGAGGAAGAAUGGAAGGAGAAGAGGUUGGCCCUGAAGAGGCCUGUAGUGCAGGAGAAGAGUUCCUUCCGGAUCAUGGGCAGACUCAAGGAAAUAGUGGAAAACCCUCAUUCUGGCUGGCUUGGGAAGGCCUUUGCUUGUUUCUCUGUUAUCAUGAUUGCCGUGACGGUCAUCAGCCUAUGCAUCAGCACCAUGCCUGAUCAAGAGAACAGGGGUGAAUGUUCGGAAAAGCGUCGCAACAUAUUCAUCGUGGAAACCGUGUGCGUGGCCUGGUUCUCCCUUGAGUUUCUGUUGCGCCUCCUGCAGACUGAGAGUAAGCUGCAGUUUCUUCGCAAUCCACUUAAUAUCAUAGACGUCAUAGCCAUUCUUCCAUACUACAUUUCUUUAGUGGUCGAUACCGAGGACAAAGCGGAGGGAGCUGAGUUUCAAGGUAGCGCCGGGAUGAGUCGUGGAUAUCUAGAUAAGCUGGGUUUAAUUCUGCGUGUCAUGCGCGCUCUGCGGAUCCUUUAUGUGAUGCGACUUGCCCGACACUCGCUGGGCCUUCAGACACUCGGACUGACGAUGCAGCGGAGCAUGCGAGAGUUUGGCCUUCUACUUCUCUUCAUUUGUGUGGCUGUUGCACUAUUCUCACCUCUCGUGCACUUGGCGGAGAAAGAAUUUACAAAGAACAAAGCCAUCAGCACCCAUUGCUUUAGCAGCAUUCCUGCCUCCUAUUGGUGGGCGAUUAUAUCAAUGACGACGGUUGGAUAUGGCGACAUGGUUCCGCACAGUAUACCUGGCCAGGUGGUGGCAUUCAGCAGUAUACUAAGUGGCAUACUAAUAAUGGCUUUUCCCGCUACAUCUAUAUUCCAUGUGUUUUCUCACUCAUAUAACGAGCUAAAGCGCAAACAGGAAAUGAUUUGGAAAGAAGAGCGGGUUGCCAGCCCGGAUGCCAGUGCUAAAGAGGAUGUUCAAAGAGCACUGGAGAGACACUCUUUUUCUUGGGACAACAUGUACAGUACUAGUCUACACAAGGGAGAGAAUGGCACCACUGCGACAUGAUCA